CUGUGCCCGGGGGAGGGGGGAGGGAGCACUGUCCCCGGAGCCUGGCCUCGCUCGGCCUCUGCUCCCGGUGUGGGCAGUCCACAGCUGACCCGUGUGGCUGGGGCGGGCGGGGGGCCGGGCCGGCUCUCUGAGAGUAGGGUUAGAACCGGCCUGGUGCGCAGUGAGGGAGACCGAGUUUCUGGGGGGAGCCUGGGCCUGGACCCCCGAGGGGAUUAGGAAGCCCCCUCCCCCCAGCCUGCAGAAAUUCCUUCUAGAGGCAUCGGUGUGGCUUCGAGCCUGGGCCCCUGGGGGCAAAAGGCUGAGAGAGGAGGAGGAGGAGGAGGUGGCGUCCCAGGCACCUCUCUGCUUCAAGGGAGAGGCUGGAGUGACCCUAAGUCCUGGAGCCAGAUUCGGGUUCAAAUCCAGGCUUUGUCACUUACUAACGGUGUCACGUGGGGCAGGUAGAAGAGCUGGGCUUGGAACCUAGCCCGAGGGUACACUGCAGCCCAGGGGGACGCCCCGCCGUAUACCUGGGAUGGUGGAGACCAAGGACUUAGUGCAGCUCCGGCAGCUCAGCUUGGCACUCCUGAAGCAGCUGUGGGCCGGGCAGGAUGCUGUGCGGCGGUCAGUGGCCAAGGCGGCCUCAAAGUCAGCUCAGGACUCCACCAGCAGCUAUGACUCCCAGACACCAUCGUCCCAGGAGAUGUCUUUAAUGGCCUUCAGAGCCUCCAGCCUACAGGACGCCCAAGAGAGUGAUCCCUGUGACACGUCCUGGUCUGAUGGGACCAACUCUGGAGUGACCUCUCUGCCAUCUGCCAAGUACGGACACCAGGCAUCCCUGGACUCUCUGAGGCCCUACUCGGCACCCUUGCUGGCCAUCUCAAACCCAGAUGACCCGGACGUUUCAGCAGAGCUGGACAGUCCCGGGCCUCAGGAGUCCCAGGCCCAGGGCUCCACCCUGGAUCAGCAAAGCAGGCUGUCCAAGUCAAGAGUGACCUUCAGUGAGGAGGCUGCACUGCCUGACAAGAGCUGGCGCCUGAGGCCGUACUUAGGCUACGACUGGAUUGCAGGGUCUCUGGACAACAGUUCCCCCAUCACCAGCAAGCCCGAGGCCUUCUUCUCGAAGCUACAGGAUUUCCGGGAAGCAAACAAGGAGUUGUGCAUUAACAGUGACCCUGACCCCCAGUUCCUCGGCCUGCGGGAGAGCAGCGGCCUGGAGGAGGACCAUGAAUGCGUGUACUGCUACCGCGUCAACCGGCGGCUGUUUCUGGUGCCUUCUGAUCCCGGCACCCCCUGCCGCCUAUGCCGGACCCCUCGGGACCAGAAGCGUCCUGAGACUCUGGAGGCGCCGGCGCAGGUCAGGGUGAGCAUCCCGCUGUCCAUCCUGGACCCCCCACACCAGUACCGCAUCCACCGGCGGAAGAGCUUCGACGCCUCCGACACACUGGCCCUGCCCCGGCACUGCCUGCUGGGCUGGGACAUUGUCCCUCCGAAGUCUGAGAAGAGCUCAGCCCCCAAGAGCCUGGACCUCUGGUCCUGUGUCUUCUCUGAGGCCCAGCACCAGAAGCUGUCAGCUGCCAGUACUUCCCACCUGGCCCUACCAGCCAGAGUCCCGCCAUUCACCCCAAUCUGGUCAGAACCCCAGCCACACGCCCCCUGGCUGAAGCCCUGAGGACUGGCCACUUGGAGGAGGAGGACAGAGCCCCUACCGUCACCUGUGACCCCUCUCCUCUGCUGGAGCACCCAUGACAAGGGAGCCCUGCCUGGCCUCAGCUGGAGGUGGACUUGGGUCUCCUGCUCCUAGUUGGGCAGGUGGAUGGGCCCAGGCCUUUCUCCUUCCUGGGGACAGAGCUGGGGUCUCCAGGGUUGGGAAGUGGGGGGAAGAGGAUUCUGUGGCAUGUUUAUAAAUAAAGCUCAGUACUCUGUGUAGCUCCA
This is a messenger RNA of Neogale vison (American mink), 1914 nucleotides long. It is a transcript of the gene MIIP, whose product is annotated as migration and invasion inhibitory protein. Gene Ontology annotation, biological process: negative regulation of G2/M transition of mitotic cell cycle; negative regulation of cell migration. Lineage: Eukaryota; Metazoa; Chordata; Mammalia; Carnivora; Mustelidae. The record is from RefSeq and is a predicted model, not a curated record. Bases 515 to 1651 code for a protein of 378 amino acids. The transcript is spliced from 10 exons.